Messenger RNA from Astyanax mexicanus (Mexican tetra), 1794 nucleotides. It is a transcript of the gene dlx2a, whose product is annotated as distal-less homeobox 2a. Gene Ontology annotation, biological process: cell differentiation; negative regulation of transcription by RNA polymerase II; embryo development. Lineage: Eukaryota; Metazoa; Chordata; Actinopteri; Characiformes; Acestrorhamphidae. Gene Ontology annotation, molecular function: RNA polymerase II cis-regulatory region sequence-specific DNA binding; DNA-binding transcription factor activity, RNA polymerase II-specific. The record is from RefSeq and is marked provisional.
GACAGACAAUCACGGUUCUGAGGUCGGAAACCACCGCCACCGCUGCUUCUUCAAAAACUUCAAGGAAUGACAGCUAUCAUAAAAGCGAUCGUUUAUCUUUAACUGAUUCUGAACUUUUGUUUUAUCUCCGUUUUUUUCUUGGAUGAGUGCCUGUGAAUUAUUUCUACGGUUUUAGUUUGAACAGUAACCAUGACUGGAGUUUUCGACAGUCUCAGCACAGAUAUGCAUUCCAACCAGAUUACCUCGAGCAGUUACCACAGCCUGCACAAAUCCCAGGAAUCCCCUACUUUACCCGUGUCCACGGCCACCGACAGCAGCUACUACACGAACCAGCAGGCGGGACACUGCGCUGGCUCGCCCUACGGCCAACUCGGCGCCUACCAGUACCACAGCAACGGCAUGAGCGGCGUGCAGUACGGAAACAAGUCUUACGACCUGGGAUUCAACAGCUCUUUCAGUCCGUACGGCGCCUACGGCUCUAGCACCUCACCUACUCCCGCAGACGCAGAAAAAGAAGAGAGUGAGCCUGAAAUCCGGAUGGUAAACGGGAAGCCAAAGAAAGUGCGAAAGCCUCGGACGAUCUACUCAAGUUUUCAGCUCGCCGCGCUGCAGAGGCGCUUCCAGAAGACCCAGUAUCUGGCGCUCCCAGAAAGAGCUGAACUGGCCGCUUCACUGGGACUCACCCAAACCCAGGUAAAGAUCUGGUUUCAGAAUCGACGCUCUAAGUUCAAGAAGUUGUGGAAGAAUGGAGAGAUUCCCCCGGAGCAGCACGUGGCCUCCAGCGAGUCUCCCCCCUGCCACUCUCCGCCCGUUAGUAGUGCCUGGGACUUUCCGCACAGCCAGAGGAUGAACGGGGUUCCUUCAGCUCUGGCUCAGAGCAGCAGCUCGCCUAGCACCACGGCGCCGUCAUUCCUAACCAACUACUCCUGGUACUCCAGCACAGCAUCGGCGACACACCUACAGCCUAACACACUGACGGCGCACCACCCGAACACAUCAGUGAGCGCCGGGACCAUAUUUUGACAAACAAAACAAACAAAUGACUUUUUUCACCCAACUGGAAAAUUCAUUUUGCAAGACUGAAAGCUUCAUGUGACUCAAACAAGCCUGGUUUUCCGAGACAUGCCUCCACUGCUUAAAUCGGCCAAGUUGAGAAGUACCAUUGCGAAUAAAUACAGUUUUUCCUCUUCUCUUUUCUGUCGUCAACAGGCAGACGCUAAAGAAUUAAACGACUCACAGUUAUUUUUGUAUUAUUUGUUUUGUCUCUGGAGGUGGUAAAAAAUUAAAAAAGAAAUGUCAUUGUUUAAUAUACCACUAAAAUCCAAAGCUAUGCUAAAGCUAAGGCUCCUCGUGCCCAGGUGAACGUUAUAGCAGUGUUCAUGUCACAUUAUGUAGCACAGUUUCAAGCUGUAUCGUGCCUUUAAGAAAAUGACCUCACUUUCGUUGUCCACCAUCUUGUAUUUUCAGUGUGCCCAUUGCUGUUCAUAAUCCCUUGAUUCAUUUCUAUUUUGUACAUAAAAUAAGUAGGAGGUUUGCAGUACGUGUCCCCUGUACAUGUAGAUUUCACUGCCAUUUAGGUUAUCGUAUAGAGUUUCUUUUUGUAAGAUGUUGAGGGGAAAAAGACAUGGAAAGCACUCAAAAGCUACUGAUUUCCCCCUUUUACAUCUAAAGUCCCCAUGUAACACGUUCCUCGGAAGUACUUUGUUUUAUUUAUUUUGUUUAUUAUGCUGAAUGAACGAUUCUGACAUUAUAUGAAUCAGACUUAUUUAAAUAAAAAAAUGUUUUCAUGUGAAU